UGACGUGAGCAACGGACCAACGGAAACAACAUUGCAGCGUUUUGUAAUGUGAUUUUGAGAAACUGACAACAAUGUUAGUGUGUUGACAGUCGCUUUAACACUAAUUUGGUAGGGUUCAAGCACUCGCUUUAACCGUGUCUAUAUGAACUAGCAAUACACGUGUCUUUGCUCACUUUCGAGGAAGUAAAGCUUGUUUAUAUUUUUAGAGUGAUUCUAACGGGUUAGCUAAUGCUAGCUAGCUGUCAACAAAUUAGCCGUAGUUGAGAGUUGUGACAGUCUCAGGCUAAAACGCGAUAAACCAGACAGCUCUCUCAUGGACUCGCUCUUUAUGUGCUUAUUCAUUUGUUUCACUGACAAUCAAUGGGAUAUCUUAUGAUCUUUGUUGUACGAAAGCGGUUUCAGUCUCACACAAGCUCAGUCCAAGGGUUGCUUUCCCGCAGAAUGGAGAAUCUGGAGACUGGUCAGGGAUCUCAGCCCAGCCUAGCUAUGCCAGGGAGGGGAAUGGUACAGCCCUCAGGGCACCCAGGGCAGGUGUCAGAGUCAGCCAGGCCCUCCAAGUACCAGGAGCACCCAUCCAAGUCACCAAGGAGACGGCGUGAGGGAAAGAGGUCGCAACGAAGGGGGGGUGGUCAUGAACAGAUGCUUCAGGAGAGCGAGCGGCGGAGGUUGCCAAGCCAACACGAACACCCGGAACCGUCUGGCUCGGCGAUCGACACGGCGGAAAGCUCUCCUAAGAGGAGAGCCCACUUUCUUCAUGGACCGUAUCCAGCCACUCACUUUGGACCCAAAGCCUGUAUUCUUCCCAACCCGACUUCAGUCAUGCACAUCCAGGACCCAGCCAGCCAGCGGCUCACCUGGAACAAACCUCCGGUCAACGUGCUCGUCAUCAGGAAGAUCCGAGAUGAGAGCCUGGUGGAGCCCUUCAAAGAGCUCUGCAGGUUUCUAGUAGAGGAGAAGCAGAUGAUGGUGUAUGUGGAGCGCAGAGUGGUUGAUGAUACCAGCCUGUCAAAGGAUGAGGCCUUCGGCUCCAUUCGCAAUCAACUCUGCACCUUCAGAGAAGGCUAUGAUGAUAUCUCUGACUGCAUAGAUUUGAUCAUCUGUCUGGGAGGAGAUGGGACUCUGCUCUAUGCCUCCUCUCUCUUCCAGGGCAGUGUCCCUCCAGUUAUGGCAUUCCACCUUGGUUCUCUGGGUUUCCUGACACCCUUCAAGUUUGAGUCAUACAAGACUGAAGUGGCAAAAGUAUUUGAAGGCAAUGCGGCCAUCACGCUGCGUAGCCGUCUGAAGGUGAAGGUGGUGAAGGACAUGCUGCAGAGGACAAGCCUGCAACCGUACAGCCAGGAGCCUCAGCAGCAGCAGCAGCAGGAAGUCAACGGGCUCCUUCCUCACGGACACAUGAAUAGCGAAGCCGGCAGGGUCACCCUGCAGCUACAGGUGUUGAAUGAAGUGGUGGUGGACCGAGGCCCCUCCUCCUAUCUGUCAAAUGUCGACUUGUACCUGGAUGGACGACUCAUCACCUCAGUGCAGGGAGAUGGUGUGAUUGUGUCCACCCCUACAGGCAGCACAGCGUAUGCAGCAGCAGCAGGUGCCUCCAUGAUCCACCCCAAUGUGCCAGCCAUCAUGGUCACCCCCAUCUGCCCACACUCACUCUCCUUCAGACCCAUAGUAGUCCCUGCUGGCGUGGAGCUCAUGAUCACCUUGUCCCCUGAUGCCCGGAACACAGCCUGGGUGUCUUUUGACGGCAGGAAGAGACAAGAGAUCCACCAUGGAGACUGCAUCAAGAUCACCACGUCCUGCUACCCGGUGCCCUCUAUUUGCUGCCAUGAUCUGGUGUACGACUGGUUCGAGAGCCUGGCCCAGUGUUUACACUGGAACGUACGCAAGAGGCAGGCCCGGCUGGCAGAUGUGUCCGACUCUUCGGACACGGAAAACUGAGACGCUGCGCGCCCACACACAUUUUCACACCUGCUCAAUGCCCAUUGAAAUGAUCGAGUGAGAGGCGGGGUUCAGCGUUGUGCUCCAAAAUAUUUCAAUAGGACACAUGCUUGUUAACAGCCAUAUGGACUGAAUUGAACCUGUGGCCUUUCAGUUUCAGGGCAAUAUUUCUAACCAGGCAGUGCUGGCAAACACUCACUGAAGACGCUGGAUUGCAGUGUGUUAAUAAACCAAAGCAGUAUUUGAAUAGCAGAUACAAUGAGCAUAUGUAUUAUACAUGCUGAGUCAUGCUUUUGAGUGAGCAUCUCAUUACAUUCCAAGCUUUUCAAUACUAAUGACAGACAGUAGGGUGCAGGGAGAAAGCAUGUUUCUCAUACUGAAAUGAAAAAUAUAUGGUUUUAUUAUGAUGUGAAGGAUGAGGGACACCUAAAGCAGUACUUGAGCAAUAACCAUUUAUUCUGACUUUCAGCACUUCAUCAUCUAUCUGACACUCAGCUUUUAGAAGCCUGCAUAAUGCCUGAUAUGGGGUGGUGGGGACACAGAAGCAGCAGAAAUAAGCCAAAGGGACUGUUUCUCUCUCAACCUUAGUUUAAGCCUUUUAAAUUGUAAAUUUGUACAUAUACAUGCUAGGGAUUGCUAAGGAGGAGAGAUUUAUUUAAUGAGAUAUUUAUGUGCUAUUUAUAUGAUCUCAACAUCGGCCCCAUGCUGAGAUUAAAGGCCUUGUUAAGGCAACCCACUGAAGCUUUAUUUGUAGGUUACUGAAUCCACCACAGACUAAUGUAUGUUAUUUUUAUCCACAUUUCAAGGAUUGGUCAUCAUUUAGACAAUCAUACAAGUAUAUGUAUCGUCUUUUAAGUGCUUUGAUAGCCUCUCUCAGUAGCCCAAAGGUCAUACAUUUGCCAUUUUUAUUCAAAAUAUUGAGUUUAGCCACUCGUUUAUUCAAAAACAUGUUUUAGAAGUAAAAAUGGAAUGAUGGAGAGAAUUUUACAUGGGCCACUAUUUAGCUGUCAGGCUGUCAUGUAAAUUGUGCAGAGAAGGGAGUUGUGCAAAAAUAAAGCUUUAACAGUUUCCAUUC
Molecule: messenger RNA, 3007 nt
Organism: Myripristis murdjan (pinecone soldierfish)
Lineage: Eukaryota; Metazoa; Chordata; Actinopteri; Holocentriformes; Holocentridae
Gene: nadkb
Product: NAD kinase b
Exons: 12
Coding region: 361-1932 (523 amino acids)
Biological process (GO): NADP+ biosynthetic process; NAD+ metabolic process
Molecular function (GO): NAD+ kinase activity
Source: RefSeq, a predicted model, not a curated record